UGGUUGUCUCAGCGCUCUGUCCAAUCGCAGGAUGAAGUGUGGAGGGAGGAUGGGCAGUACAUCUAGGUCGAGAUGAUGUCAUAGGUCAGGGAACAAGCAUGAGUUGAACUGACUGAGAUGAAAUCCAGUUGCCAUGAAGACAUUCAGGAGCCAGGGUGAAGUUACAAAAUGAGCAAGUAUACGUUCCAGUCAUCUAGGAAAACCAGCACCAGCCAGACGAUCGAGGAUAGCAAGAAGAAGGCAUCUCUCCUGAAUGACAAGAGCUGGAUCAGGAAAGAUGAAGAGGAGGAUGAAGAUGUUGACCGCGACCCAAACUUUGGCAAAUCUGUUCUGAGCCGUUACAAAUCCAAUGAAACUCUUGAGAGUUCGGGCGGCGAUGAAGUGAAAACCACCAAAACCAUAAGCACAUCUUCAUCUGUGAAUGCUCUCACCAAGAGAUUCAGUGGAAGUCAGGAUGAGCUGAGGAGCAGCACCCUCCCGUCCAGCAAGUCCACAUCCUCCUACACCAAAACCACCAGGACUUCUGUUACAGAAGAACCAAAAACCAGCACCACAACCACCACGGUCACCAAGGAUGGCAAAACCACUGAGACAACCAUCUCCAGCUCCCAGAGUCUUAGAUCUCCUGUGAUCAAAUCUCCCACCAAGACUGACACUUUCUCUGAGCGGGUCAUGUCUUCAAGCAAAGGGUCACUUUACUCAAACUACUCACCGACCAAAACAACAAAAGUGACUGAGACGACCGUUACCAGCGACAAGGAUGCGGAGAACAAACUUUAUGACAGCCUCAUCCCCUCGUCCAUCAAGGGUGACGUCUCUCCCACAGACAGCAAAAGAACCAUCUCCACAACUGAGACUAGGAUAGUGAGAAGCAGCCUUGACACUGACGCUGAGGACAAAUUCUAUGAUACACUCAGGUCCAUUAAAGAUGAUUCCACAGAAAGCAAAACAACUGUCACCAGCACUGAGAGAGUGACAGUGAAGAGCAGCAGUAAUGGAGAAAGUGCUAAAAGUACAACUACAACAAGGACCUCCUCUUCGGCUGAGGAUGACCUGUACGGAACCCUCCUGCCUAAAGGCAUCACAUCCAGUCUGUCCUCUCCCUCCCGAAAUUCGAGCAUCACAAAGAGUGAGAUUGUCACAGUGGAGAGCAGCAGGGGAGGAGGCAGCCCGACUCUGAACUCUCCAUCCUCCACCGGAAGAGUCUCCAGUUACAGCAUGUACAGUGAUGAUAUUCCCUCCACCCGCACCACUUCCUACACCGUCAGCACCAAGCCCAGUGAGGACUACAGCAGCGAACGUAAAUCCUACUCUUACUCCAGACCAGACGCGAACAGCUAUGACUACAGCAGUAUCAGCAGUCCCACUUCCUACUCAUCAUCAUCAUCAUCAUACAGGAGCAGCAGGUCAGAUGACAAUCUUGGAGACUCCGUCUACUCCAGUAAGAGUGUGUAUGCAUCUCCUGAGAGGACGGUGCUUGAGAAAGACCUGUGCACCUCCUGCCGCAAGCCCUUCACUGCUGACGCCAAGAUGGUCCUGGAUGACAUGAAGAUCAACUGCCACGCCACCUGCUUCAAAUGUGCGGUGUGCAACUCCUCUCUGGGUCAUCUGAAAGCCGGGGACAGCAUGUGGAUCUACAAACGUAUGGUGCACUGUGAGAACUGCUUUGAGGUCACCAGAGAUAAAUGGCGUCGCUGAGUUUCUCCCAAGCGUUCGAUGGAGAUAGCCUUAUGAUCAAGAGUAAAAAUGAAUUACUGUUCAUCAGCAUGUUUUGGGUGACACUGGUUCUCCUGUACUUAGGCCAUUUUACAAGUUAAGAUGUUAAUCAGAUUUUUUUUUUUUUUGGCAAAUUAGUUACAAUAAAGAUGUUGUUUUUGCUAUUAUAUUUAGUUGUAACUGUGUUGUUGACAUUGUGAUAUUUCUGUGUCUGUCAUAGGUUGAAGAUAGCAUUUCUAAUAAUCUCUUAGGUCUGCUGCCUUUAUGGGGACUCUUAUAUGUAACAAGAUAAGUUGGUUUUUUUUGCUGUAUUUAGGGCCGGGGGCUUUUUCUGUGUGCAAUAAAGAUAACUGAUGCAUUUCUAUCUAA
Scophthalmus maximus (turbot) is the source of this 2085-nucleotide messenger RNA. RefSeq names its product sciellin (gene scel). Gene Ontology annotation, biological process: epidermis development. The transcript has 26 exons. The record is from RefSeq and is a predicted model, not a curated record. Bases 169 to 1698 code for a protein of 509 amino acids. Gene Ontology annotation, cellular component: cytoplasm. Lineage: Eukaryota; Metazoa; Chordata; Actinopteri; Pleuronectiformes; Scophthalmidae.